Messenger RNA from Hydractinia symbiolongicarpus, 3351 nucleotides. RefSeq lists its product as uncharacterized. Gene Ontology annotation, molecular function: catalytic activity. The transcript is spliced from 3 exons. The coding region runs from base 1 to 3351 and encodes 1116 amino acids. Lineage: Eukaryota; Metazoa; Cnidaria; Hydrozoa; Anthoathecata; Hydractiniidae. The record is from RefSeq and is a predicted model, not a curated record.
AUGGAGUUCAAGUGUUUUCAGAUUAUUUUAGUUCUAUUGAUAUUUAAUUAUCGCGAUGGGUCAGAUUUUGCUAUCACUGAUCAACAGCAUACUAUAUCGCAAACCCCUAAUGGCGGAAAAGUGAAAAGAUGUAAAUCUCGUGUAUUGUAUUAUGCUAACCAUUGUGCCACGCAACAACUUGUAAUGAGUGGCGAUGUUGAAAGCAAUCCUGGUCCCGCACUCCAACGCGGAUUGAAAGCUCCAUCUUGUUCAAUCUGUGAGAAAUGUGUUAAAUGCAAUCAAAGACGAUUCAUUUGUGAUACAUGCUGGGAAACCACUCACGCUGCUUGUUUGAACCAAUCAAAUUUAGUACUCAAUGGUAGAAUUCCGAAAUAUUGGACCUGUUCAGAUUGCCAUUUUACUGUGCUUCCCUUUUCGAAUGUACGUGAUGUUUGCGCAUUGUACUCAUCUAUUCUGAGUGAUGGUGGUGAAUACGAGGAAUUAAUAACCAUACCAAGCAAUCCAAAACAUACGAAAAUUUGCCAUCUAAAUACGCAAUCCUUACCGAGCACAUUUGACGAGUUCUCAUACAUGCUCGAAUGUCAUAAAUUUGACAUAAUCACGUUGUCCGAGACAUGGUUAAAAAAUAAUCAGGUAUUGAUUGAUUAUGUAAACAUUCCAGGAUACCAAUUUGAAUAUAAAAACAGAACUGAUAAACGAGGAGGUGGUGUUGGAAUGUACAUCAAGGACGAACUUAUUUACAAAACUAGAGACGACAUAACCAAACUCGACAAUUCUAUCGAACAUGUCUGGAUCGAAGUGAAAGGUAGAAAUAAAAAUUACUCAUAUCUAGUUGGAACAUUUUAUCAGCCAUCUUCUAUAGAAAGAGAAAAAAAAGAUUGGCUAGAACGAUUUGAUAUUCUUUUGCGUCACAUCACCGCAAAAUGGGACGGUAUUAUCAUAAUUACAGGUGACUUCAAUAUCGACUUAUUACAAGGUGAUAAAUCCACAAUCGAAUUAUAUCAAGAUACACUUAUGACUUAUGACCUAAAACAACAUAUUACAAAACCAACCCGAAAAUCGACAUCCCUUAUUGAUCAUGUUAUUAGUAAUAUACCGGAAAAGGUAGUUAGUGAGAACGUUUUAUUGUGCGAUGAAAUUUCUGACCAUGAUGCCCCGCAUAUCGUUAUGAAUAUCAAAAAGGAUAAAUUCGAAAAACGAUACAAAUUUAUACGUGACGAGAAGCAGUUGAACAUCGAUGAAUAUAUUAGUGAUAUCGAGAAGAUUCCUUUUUCCUUGAUAGAUACUUUUGAUGAUCCGGAAGAUCAACUGUAUGUUAUGAAUGAACUCAUACUGUCCUGCAUUAAUAGCCAUGCUCCUUUGAAAAGGUGUAAAUUUACACGACCACCAGCUCCCUGGAUGAAGGACCCAUCCAUUGUAUCGUCGAAACUGAAACUUGAUGAACUUCGUAGUGAAUUAAAAUCUUGUGAUGACAGAGAGGCUAAACAUGAGUAUGUUGAAACGAGAAAUAAAUUGAAGAAGGCUAUCAAACACUCUAGAAGAACCUUCUAUCAAAAGGCUUUAUCAAGUAACCGUUCAAAGGAAGUAUGGAAAACCAUAAGAACUAUUAUUAAACCACAGUUCAAACAAAUCAGGCAGAAUCCCGAUACCAUCAAUGAUUAUUUCAAUUCCAUUGCAAUAAAGUUAAGCAAUACAAAUGAGUUAAACAUUUCUCCCACCAUGAAUGAUGAGGCUGAUGUUCUCAAACAUUUGAAUUCAUUGAGAAGUGAUUGCUCUACUGGUGGUGAUAAUAUAACAGCGAAAUUCAUAAAACCAGUCGCAGCCCAAUUGUCGCCAGUCCUAACAAAGAUUUUGAAUAACUGCAUCGAUGCAAACGUAUUUCCAACAUGCUGGAAGAAAUCACGUAUCUGUCCGGUACCUAAAGUUCCAGGUGCUUCACAACUAGAAGAUUUUCGUCCAAUAUCAAUACUUCCUGUACUGUCGAAAGUAUAUGAGAAAGUCAUUUUAUCACAGCUUUGUGACUUCAUUGAUAGAUAUAACAUUUACGCUUCAACUCAAUCUGGUUUUCGCAAAGGUCACUCGUGCAUCAAGAUACUCUUAAAAUUAAAGGACGACAUUUUGAAGGCUAUGCAAAGAGGUGAAGUAACUUUAUCAGUGUCAGCAGAUUACUCCAAAGCAUUUGAUACUGUGAAAUAUGACGUUCUGAUUAAUAAGUUGAAGAAACUCCAAAUGUCUCCUGCAUUCAUCAAUUUGAUCUCUAACUAUUUGUCAAAUCGCCAGCAGUUUGUGCAAAUUGAUGACAAAAAAUCGGACACCUUGCUGAUCAAAUACGGUGUUCCUCAGGGAUCUAUUCUUGGUCCGAUCUUGUUCAACAUCUAUGUCUCUGACCUAUCGUUGAAUUCGUCGUGUAAUUCUAUCCAGUACGCAGAUGACACAAAUCUUUACAUACACUUCAAACUAAAAGAAAUGGAUAUCGCAACAGCAAAGCUUCAAAGUGACAUUAACCAAAUAACAACAUGGUCAAAAAUAAACAAUCUGAUGUUUAAUUCCAUAAAGACAAAAUCAAUUAUGUACUCGACAAGCCAGUUAAGCUGUAUAAACAAUUUAAACUUCAGUAACUUAUUCAAAUUCCAUAGUAAUGGUGCUGAGAUUGAGCGGGUAUCCUCUCUCAAAAUACUGGGCAUAACAUUCGAUGAACAUAUGACGUGGUCUACACAUGUGAAUAACAUCAUUAGAUCAUCAUACGCUACGAUUUCGACAUUAAAGCGAUUGAAACGUUUGGCACCUUUUCACGUGAGAAAGAAUCUCGCUGAAGCACUGAUAUUAUCAAAGAUAGACUACGGAAAUCUUGUCUAUAAUAAUAUUCCACAAUAUCAAAUGAAAAGGUUACAAAGAGUUCUAAAUGUCGCUGCCAGCUUUGUUCUUCAGAGAUAUGCUUCCACUAACGAUGUGUUAGUAAUACUGAAAUGGCUGCCAGUGCAAGAGCGUGUAAAUUUAUCGAUACUAAAACUGGCACACAAGGUGUUGUAUGACGAAUGCUCACCUGAAUACCUUACACUGAAAUGGUACAAAAAUGGUCGAGGCCUGCGAUCUGAUACAGAAAACAAAAAUAAACUACAAAGCGACAUUCCGAAAAACUUAGGCACCUUUGAGCGUCAGUGGUUUGAAGAUAUAUCGAAGAGAGAGGACUAUAGCAUGGGUAGCUCCAUGGAUGACAAUGUGGAGAAGUUGGUUGGAAAUCACGUUGCUCUUGUGGGGCCAAUGCAUGACAGUUAUUUGCUUAAGGUGGGUGAUAGCAUAAUAGCAAAAUUGACUGGAUUGGCAGUAGCUGUCAAUUUGUUCAUUCCAUGA